Molecule: messenger RNA, 2237 nt
Organism: Dalotia coriaria
Lineage: Eukaryota; Metazoa; Arthropoda; Insecta; Coleoptera; Staphylinidae
Product: serine/arginine repetitive matrix protein 1-like
Exons: 7
Coding region: 317-1555 (412 amino acids)
Source: RefSeq, a predicted model, not a curated record
AGAAGGAGUUGUCGUUACUCUGCUCGUUGCGCACCUCACGCAGCGAAUUUACGCGUCUGACAUGAAAUUCAAUCCGGAGUUAGUCGAAAAAAGUGCAAAAGUCUACAUCAGCGUAUCGCAAUUUCUCUAGUUUAGAGGAAGUUGUUGUGGUUGGUGUUCUACGGGGGUCGCGUUGCACAUUAGGCGUAACGCCGCCUUCCCCGUUCCGAUCAACCAAGGCUUCCCGACGUCGAGCAGCGUUCGACGACCGCCCGUGGCCCCUUUUCGCUCAAGCUUCGCGGAGAACCACCGAAACAAGGAUUUGCUGUUUGAGACCAUGUCUUCCAACAUGGCAACCACUGCAAAACCUCUUAAAGUGACAACUUCUUACAAACAAAAUGAAUUGAAACUGGUAAAGGUAGCAAUACGAAGACACAAUAUUAAAGCUGUUGCCAAUUCGCAGCCCCUAGAAAGGGUUGUGAAGAACCCUUUCACAAUAACAUCCUUUGUGAAUAUCUCUGGUGAUCCAUUUGGGGUGAAGUUAUUCAACAAAAUCACACCCAAUACAAUUGAAAUACCGCCGGAAGCUUAUUGCAAAACCAAAUCUACGCCCACUGUACGGAGUACAGCGCCACCGCCAGAGCAGGAGCCAGGUCCAUCAAGACCUCGAUCAGCAAGUUGCUCUAGCGAUGAAGGACACCAGCAAGAAGACAGGAGUCGAUCAAGAAGUCGUGAGAACUUCAAAGCAAAUGAAGCGGCACAAGCACCGAAACAAGUGCCAAGUACUGAGCGUAGUGCACACCCUCCGUACGAGAAUGCAGAGCGCUAUGAUAAACGAAAAUCAAGGCGAUCGGGGAGUAGAUCACCAUCGUUGAGGCGCAGCCGUUAUUCUUACAGUCCCAGCCGACGCCACAGCCCAGGAAAUGGCCGACAUCGCAGCACAAGCAACAGUCCACACCAUAGAUCUCGAUCAAGAAGUAGUGAGAGGCUAAAAGCGAAUGAUGCAUCCCUGCCAGCGAAACAAAAGCGGCGCACACCAGAUCGAGAUCGAGAGAGAUCACGAUCUCCAGUCUCAAGCACUGGACGAUACGACAGGCGGAAAUCUGGGCGCUCAGGAAGUCGGUCGCCAUCAUCGAAACGCAACCGGUAUCACAGUCCUAGCCGACGUUACAGCGCCAGAAAUGGGCGACAUCAUAGCCCCAGCAUCAGCCGACACAACAGGUCCCGAUCAAGAAGCAGUGAGAAACUGAAAACGAAUGAUCCAUCGCAACCUGGGAGACAAAAGCGCCGUACACCAGACCGCGAAAGGGAAAGAUCACAAUCUCGUACAGGGCGUUAUGAGAAACGGAAAUCUGGGCGAGCGGACUCACCUGAGUUGUAUGGUCGGGGAGCUGUAGCGCCUUAUUUUGAUCCGGCUUUAAUACGUGCGCCAAUUUCGUUCUAUCCAGCCAUGCCCCCUUACUACCCACCUGGUAUGCCGCCCGCGUUCUUCAAUCAGCCAUUUUUCCCUCCCCAACAUCCGGGAGCUUUUGGACCGGGAAAUUAUCAACCACGUAAAGGUUGCCGCUUUACAUGAAUCGGAAGAUUCAAGUUGUCACUACCUCCGCUGGUAACACGGGCACUACUCCGGAGGGUUCAAGUACUGCUGGUACAUCGAAGAACACGUCGAUGUCUGAAGCCGACGCGACGCCCACCAGUACGGUCGUUAUAUCAAAGACUACACCAGGUACAGAAACUUCGUAGCUACGACUAUCCUAUGACGAGAAGUUUCUUUAGUUUAAUGCACUACAUCAUCUAUAAGGCAUAUUGCGCAUACAUAUAAUCCAUGAAUAUCCAUGAAUUGGCCCAUGUUGUGUUGGAAUUUUUAGAUCGCAAAUGACAACCACAUUUAAUGCCUUUAUUUUGUAAAUAUUUGUUUCUUAUUUAACUCGCAUAUUUUUAUAAUGUACAUACAUAUUUAUGUAAGUUCAUAUUGAUAGGUUUCAUCGCUCCUGAGCGAUUCACAUAUUAAUUAUUUAAUGCAAGGGAACCAGCUUGUCCGCAAAUAUUUUAGUAGUCAAGGGUAUAAAUAAUUUGCAGUUUCCUAUAUUUUGAGCUGGAAUUUAUUGUACUUUAUGUGGUAUUAUGCAAGAAUAAUAUGAAACAUUGCAGACUUGAGAUUGGACGUGAACACAAAGUUUCAAUUAAUUUAAAAUAUAAUAAUUAGUAUUUUGUUUGAUGAAAUAAUUUUUGUAUUAAUAAAUUAAUGUAUGACCGAA